AUGGUUGAGCUCCACAUGGCCAACAAUGUGGACGUACAGACGCGGGUGGAAGACUACCUGAAUGACAAGAUACAAACAGCUGCGGACUUGGAACAGGUGGACAGCCUCUUGCAGCGAGUGCAGGAACAGCAAAAUAUAUUGCGGAAGCAGCUCGAAGACGCCCGGAAAGACCACACAGAGGCUGUGAACAGAGUCAACCAACGUUCCAACGAAUUAAGAGCGAAGGCCGAAGAAUGUCAGAGGGAACACGCCGAGAUAGACCUGCGGCUCAGAACCCUUGCACAAUCCAACGUGAGCGAUGAUGCGGCGCAAAAAGUUGAAGCUCGGAUGAGCAAGGUGCGCAGUCUCGAGGUUGCUCAAGGCUAUCUGGAAUUGGUCCAGCAAUUGAACACUCUGAGCGAUCAAGCGAAAGAGAACUUAGUCGCCCAUCCGGAAAUAUCGGUCCAAGCAUAUGUUCAGCUAAGAGGCAUUUGGAAGCACAUUCAAGAUGCGCAGUCGGCUGCGGAAGGGGCAGCGCCUCAGCUUGCCUAUGCCUUCGAGCAACGAUCGCAGCAGCUUUAUACCAGCAUCAAGGAAGCUUUGGAAGGGAGUCUGCGGGAAACCCUUGCACAAAUGAAAUGGCCGGGAAAAGAGUUGAGCAUGCUGGGCGACAUACGGGAGAAGUGGGAGAAGGAAGUCAGAUUACUUCUCCAGCUCCAAGAUCCAGACCUGAUCGGAGCAUUCGCAGGCGUCGACACUCGAAGUCGGUCUUCGACUCCUGAUCCUGUCGUGCUCCUCCCGCUUGAAGUCAUGGUUCAUCCGUUGUCAGUGAGAUUCCGCUACCACUUUUACGGGGACAAACCCACGAACCGACUGGACAAGCCCGAAUAUUUUCUCACCCACGUCCUAGAUCUAAUAGAGACGCAUAGCGGUUUCAUGACCGAUAUGCUGGGCCCUAUAUUGGACGACAGAGUGAUUCAGUCUGAGGCUCUGGAAUCUAUCUAUACAGAUGCAGUCUCCGCAUUCAUUACGGCACUGCUGCCCAUGGUUGAAGCAAAGUGUCUGUCUUUUCUCCCCCAGAUUUCGCAGCAGCCACAGUUGAUGUCUCAUUUCAUGCACGAGUUGAUGGUAUUUGAUACUGCCAUUCGUGACUCGUGGGGGUACAUCCCGAUUCCCAGGAUGUUGGCAGAGUGGAAGGGGAUUACUUGGAGAGUGCUGACCACACACGGCUACUUUGCUCUGUGGCUCAAGGUCGAGAAGGAUUUUGCUCUUGCUCGAUACAAGAGCAUCAGGGAUGCUUCGGACAGCAACGAAAUUGACUUUGACGCAGACGCCACCCAGACGAAGCCGACAAAGGGAGCAAUUCGUGUCAACGACCUUUUAGAGACAAUCACAGAUCGUUACCGAGGCCUUUCAUCUUUCAGUCAGAAGAUGAAGUUUCUCUUGGAGAUCCAGCUAUCUAUAUUCGAUGAUUAUCACAACCAUCUCCACGGCGGUUUGCAGGCAUAUCUUGUGUCGUCCCAUACCGCCGGCCGGCUACUGCAGGGACAGUCUGAAGCCGAAGCCUUCGGUUUAAAAGGGUUGGAAUCGCUAGCCAAGAUAUUUGGUAGCGCGGAAUUCCUCGAACGGAAAAUGUCGGACUGGAACGAUGAGGUCUUCUUUCUAGAGCUAUGGGAUGAACUUCAAUAUCGUGCCAAAGCCAACAGCAGCACAGGUGCAUCCAUUGGCACCGAUUUGAAGGUGGACGAUGUCGCGGACAAGACCUCGGCAACCAUCAAGUCAAACGGAGCCGACCUGGAUGGAGAUACAGACGGAAGUGGCCUGUUUGACCAGACUGCUUCAGCAUAUCGACGUUUGCGCGAACGCAGCGAGGAGGAAAUGCUCCGUUUCUUCGACGUCAACAUAAGAGGCGCACUCCGGCCAUAUGUGAAGCUUGCCCAGUGGUCGUCUCUUGGUGAGACUAUAUCCGACCCAGCUGCCAUGGCACCUUCCCCCAGCCUCGAUGGCUUUUUCCAAACAACGGCCACCCUGCUCGAGUACCUUUCUCGCGUACUAGCUCCGGGGUCCAUGCGACGGAUAUGUAAGCAUUACUGCUCCUCGCUGCAGAGAGAGAUCUACGACAACGUGAUAAUGCACCACACAUUCUCCGCUACUGGCGCAGCGCAACUGGCAAGGGAUCUGUCUGAGAUCAAGACAACCAUCGAAAAACACAGCAGAAUGCGAGGAGUGACGGGGGCGGGUCUCAAACGGCUCGAAGAGGCAGUCUAUCUACUCUCCCUGGAGGCGUCGCAAAACAAACAGAACGGCGAAGACGAUGAUUGGGGUUUCGAUGAUGACGAUGACGACGGGAAGCCGAAGGGCCAAGGUACUGCAGAUGAAGCUAUCACUGAUGAUGAUGGAGGUGUUGAGAGGCUGGGACUUUGGGAUGUCGAGAAGCUGAUUUUCGAGAGCAACGAAGCAGCACGAAAGGCUCUUGGGGAUAUGGGCGUAUAUCAUCUCAGUGAAGGGGACGCCAGGAACAUUUUGAAGCGGAGAGUUGAGCUAAAUGGCUGA
Molecule: messenger RNA, 2532 nt
Organism: Fonsecaea erecta
Lineage: Eukaryota; Fungi; Ascomycota; Eurotiomycetes; Chaetothyriales; Herpotrichiellaceae
Exons: 2
Coding region: 1-2532 (843 amino acids)
Biological process (GO): endoplasmic reticulum to Golgi vesicle-mediated transport; retrograde vesicle-mediated transport, Golgi to endoplasmic reticulum; regulation of ER to Golgi vesicle-mediated transport
Cellular component (GO): Dsl1/NZR complex
Source: RefSeq, a predicted model, not a curated record